CUGGAUAUUGAGCAGAAGUCAUGUUCGGCUCGUCGAGAUCUGGAGGGGUGAGAGGGGGUCAGGACCAGUUCAACUGGGAUGAAGUUAAAGUGGACAAACAUAGAGAGAACUAUCUGGGGAACUCCCUCAUGGCGCCGGUUGGACGCUGGCAGAAGGGCAAGGAUUUGACGUGGUAUGCCCGAGAUAAGAAGGGUGGCGCAACUGUGUCUAAAGAGCAGGAGAUGGCAGCGGUGCGGGAGGCGGAGCACGAGGCCAUGUUGGCAGCACUGGGACAUAAAACCAUCAAAAAACAACCAACUGGUCUUACCAAAGAGGAUCUUGCAGAUGUGUGCAGGAGGGAAGGAGAGGGGGAGGAACGGGACGUGGACCGGGUCUCUGGGCUCGGGAGCUCCAGGGCCGGGGCAAGAGGAAUGUUGCUCUCCAAGCAAGAAAAAGAAGCUGUAAAAAUGGGUUUGCCGGUUUUCACGCAUCAUAAAGCUGACAGACCGCAAGAAGCCACUAAGACGCCGGAGGAGGCCAACAGACAUGAUAAAGGAGACAAAAGAUCUGACAGCAAAAAGAAGAGUAAAAAGGAAAAGAAGAGUAAGAAGGAGAAAAAGAAGAAAAAGGAGAAGUCGAAACACCGAAGCAGAAGGGACUCUUCCGAUUCGGACUCUGAAAUGUACAGUAAAAGGUAAACUGUGUAUAUUUUUUACAUUGUGUCAAUGAACUACCUA
Molecule: messenger RNA, 716 nt
Organism: Pimephales promelas (fathead minnow)
Lineage: Eukaryota; Metazoa; Chordata; Actinopteri; Cypriniformes; Leuciscidae
Source: RefSeq, a predicted model, not a curated record